Messenger RNA from Rotaria socialis, 1044 nucleotides. The record is from the annotation of a GenBank genome assembly. Lineage: Eukaryota; Metazoa; Rotifera; Eurotatoria; Philodinida; Philodinidae.
AUGGAAUUCAGCAGGCUUACUAGUUCUUUACAACACGUAUCUAGUCUAAUUGAAUAUAUUGAAAAUGAAAAUCAAGUUCUUCAAGAAAAUCUGAAUGAAUUGAAUUUCUAUGAUGUAAAUAAUCGAGCUCUAUUGAAAUCUUUUCAACAGCAACAACAAAUAGAAGCUGAUUCUCUUCAGGAAAUGAAUCAACGUUUGAAAGAAAAAUUAUUUGACUAUGAAACAGAGCUUCAACAAUCAAAUCAAUAUUGUCAACAACUUCAAGAUCAAUCUAUUAACGAUAAAGAUAAAAUUGAAGAACUGAUGAUUAAUAUUAAACGAUUAGAAGCAAAAUUAUAUUUACCAGCUAGUCAACCAUAUCAAAUACCUGAAAAAAAUAAAAACAUUGAAACUAAUCGACUUGAAGAAUUCAUUGACAAAUGCCAAUCAUAUUUAAUGGUUAAUUUAAAUAGUGAACAAAUAAAUGAUGAUAAUAUUGAAGUUGUUAUUAAAGCAGCUUUAAUUAAAAAACAAUGCCAAUCAUUGAUAUUGUGGAAUAACCAUUUAACAUGUUAUUCAAUAUCGAGAUUAUCGUCUGCAUUGAGUAUGAAUAAAAGUUUAACAAAAUUGAGUAUUUCAAAAAAUCAUUUAUCCGAUUCAGCUAUAAAAGAUUUAUCUGAAUCGCUUUCAUUUAACAACUGCACAUUAAAACAAUUAGUUCUUUCGUCAAAUGAAAUAACUGAUCAAGGUCUUAUCUAUUUAUCGGAUAUGCUAAAAACUAAUGAGCAUUUAAUUGUACUUGGAUUACAAGACAAUAAAAUAACUGAUAAAGCUAUUCAAUAUUUGUCUCAAAUUAUUCAAUUUAAAAAUCAAGUUAUCGAAGAAAUAUCUUUAUAUUCAAAUAAAUCAAUAACAGACGGUAGUGUUGAUGAUAUAUUUAAUAUGAUUAGACAUAAUCAAUCAUUGAAAACAUUUUGGAUACGGGAUUGUCAAUUAUCGGAACAAGGCAAAGAUAAACUUCAGCAAUCUAUUCAGGAUAAAAAUAAUUUUGACCUUUUAGUCUAA